AUUCCCUUUAUCAUCUCUCUCUCUCCUUUGUCUUCUUGUGCUUUAUCAAAUCGCCAUGAACGUCGCAAGGAGAUCCUCUUCUGUUCACCUCUAAACACUAAUAAUAUCCGUCAAUCUUGCCAAAACCAUCAUCAACGAUCCCUUCGAUGUCGUCAGUGGAUGAGCCUGGGAAGCAAGUCAGGAGUGCCAUUGUAUCUGCUGCUGAUUCUCCUGAGAAUAAUGAAAAGCCAAUGGAAGAAAAGAGUGGGGUUAAGUUUAAAAUCAUGAGCUUGAAGAUCAAAGCCCCCACGGACUAUAUGCCUGAGCUGGUAUGUGAAUCUCAAAGAGAAGACAAGAUCAUUAGAAUGAGACUUUCUUGUCAUAUAGUGCGUGUGGUAUUCUUGGAUCCCGAGAACCCUAACCCAAUGAUGGAGAAACUGAAGAGUCAAUUAGCUGAAGCGGAUGCUGCAGAUGAAGCAAGGAAGAAAGCACCAGAGGUUACUAGUAGUGAUCCAAAGCCAACUGGUGAAGGACUUGUGAUUGAUGAAUGGAAGCAACGCUGGGAGAGGUAUCUUGCACAGCAACAAGGUGGAGUAGACUUGGCUUGAAACCAGAAAUAUCACAAAGACAAAAAAAAAGCAUGUGUGUGGAUAUGUAAUGUGUGAAGGGAACGGAAAUUGUAUUUAUGGUCAAGUUUAUCCAAAACAAACACUGUUCCUUUGAUCUACUAACGAAAGGUUCUUUCUUUAACACCA
Raphanus sativus (radish) is the source of this 734-nucleotide messenger RNA. Its product is annotated as vesicle-associated protein 4-3. NCBI's taxonomy places the organism in Eukaryota, Viridiplantae, Streptophyta, Magnoliopsida, Brassicales, Brassicaceae. The transcript has 4 exons. The record is from RefSeq and is a predicted model, not a curated record. Bases 147 to 587 code for a protein of 146 amino acids.